Gymnodraco acuticeps is the source of this 1637-nucleotide messenger RNA. It is a transcript of the gene mdh1b, whose product is annotated as malate dehydrogenase 1B, NAD (soluble). Gene Ontology annotation, molecular function: L-malate dehydrogenase (NAD+) activity. Gene Ontology annotation, biological process: oxaloacetate metabolic process; tricarboxylic acid cycle; malate metabolic process. Bases 38 to 1468 code for a protein of 476 amino acids. The transcript has 10 exons. The record is from RefSeq and is a predicted model, not a curated record. Lineage: Eukaryota; Metazoa; Chordata; Actinopteri; Perciformes; Bathydraconidae.
CCACAGUUUCCUAGCAACCGACGCCAUCCGGGAUGCAAUGGCUAAAUUUGUGCUCGCUGGCAAAACUGACUGCCCACAUUACGCCAAAGCGGAACUAUUAGCAGACAGUCUGCAGAGAUGUCUGCCAAACUUCAGGAUCCACAAGAUCUCAGUCCUUCCACAUGCAUGGAAGGAAUGGCUCGAGGACACCUGCACAAGAAAUGGCUGGAAACACGAGCAGUCCCCUUUGGUUUGGAGGGAGCUGGUGGACCAAGGGGGGAAAGCGAUGCUUUUAGGGGGGUUUAGUGACUUCCUAGAGCAUUGUCAGGACUAUUACAGCGUCACAUCAGAUAUGCUUACAGAUAUCAUGCUGAGUGUUGCAUCAGAGAAUCUGGAAACCAAGAUGAACUCAAUCGUAGAGGAGCAACAUCGUGUCAGUCUUAUUAAACCCCUUCAUAUAUGGCUCAGCAGCGCUCUCAGCCCAACCGGCCACUUCCUGAUCCCCAACCUGCUCUCUGCUGAGGUGUUCCCCAACACUUCAGCUAUCAGCCUCCACCUUUUAAACCUGGAGGGGAAAGAGGAGCAACUUCAGUGGCUUAGGAUGGAGACGGAGAACCUGGCACUCCCUCUGCUAUAUCAAGUGACCAUUCACACAGAUCUGGAACAGGCCUUUAAAGAAGCUGAUGUCAUUCUACUUCAGGAUGAGUGUUGGUCUGAUGACAGUGAUACAGAAGAUGAGGAGGAAAUGAAGAGGAAGGUGAAGAGAAUCUCAGACAGAUACAGAGAGUAUGGACAGCUGAUUGACACACGGGCCAACAGGGAGGUAAAGGUCAUCGUGUCUGGGGACUCCUUUGUCAACCUGAGAUGCUCACUGCUUUUGGACAACGUAAACGUGAUUGACAGCAACCAAUUUGUCACCGUGGCAACUCAGCUGGAGAAUGAAGCGAGGGCCAUCAUCGCAAGGAAGCUGAAAGUGAGGACGUCAGAUGUCACACACGUCAUUGUGUGGGGAAACAUCAGCGGCAGUUUCUAUAUUGACCUCCAGAGAGCAAAGGUUUUCAACUAUGAUGGGCCAAUCAAAGGACCAGCUUACUUUUCCCAACCAGCCAAAAACAUCCUCCAAGAAAGGAAAUGGUUGGAAACCGACUUCCAGGAGUUGGUGCGUUGUCAGCGUGCAGCUGUGGCUUCAAAGACCUGCCGUGCUGCUCCCAUGUCGCUCGCUAAUGGGAUCCUUGAGGUCCUAAAGGCGUGGAAUGGCAUUUGUGGUCCAGAUGAGAUCUUCUCUUUGGGAGUGCUUUGCCCAGGUGACUAUAAUCUCCCAGGUGGCAUCGUCCUCUCAGUCCCGGUCAUUUUCACACACAGGAAGUGGUCCGUGCUGUCUGAUGUGACACGUGAAGACAAUUUGAAGAAGAGACUUGAGAUUGCGGCGAGUGAACUCCGGCAGGAGAAAGAACUGAUCGGUUGCGAGCGAUACAUAACAAAGAGUUAAUGGACGAUUAAAACAACAGAGUAAAACAUGAUGAAGUAAUCCAGAAGAAUCUCACUGCCACAUCUUAUUUUUGUUUCAGUUUGUACUUUUAUUCUCAAACUUUCACAUGUGGUGUUGCAGUUUUAUUUGACCAGUUUCAUGACAAUAAAGUGUGUUCCGCUUUGUGAAA